Brienomyrus brachyistius is the source of this 2192-nucleotide messenger RNA. RefSeq names its product alkaline phosphatase, biomineralization associated (gene alpl). Gene Ontology annotation, cellular component: plasma membrane. Gene Ontology annotation, molecular function: alkaline phosphatase activity. The transcript is spliced from 12 exons. The coding region runs from base 295 to 1878 and encodes 527 amino acids. Gene Ontology annotation, biological process: dephosphorylation. NCBI's taxonomy places the organism in Eukaryota, Metazoa, Chordata, Actinopteri, Osteoglossiformes, Mormyridae. The record is from RefSeq and is a predicted model, not a curated record.
UAUGCCUCCCAGCCGGACGCUAGACUCAUAAAGGCUUGUCCAAAAAGUGGCCGCAAGACAGCAAAUCUGGGUGUCUUUGUCUAACAGAGGUUUUUUUUAAUUCAUUUUUUGGGACUUUUUAAAAAAAGGUGCAACAAGAGAAAAGCGACAUCCGGCCCGUGUGUCCAGAUGUGCACUGAUUAAACCAGCCUCUUCAAGAGCUUCUGAAGAUCAUCUCAACACACGUCGCUCAAUUCCGCUCCUGAGAAAGCUGUGCACCGCGGGACUCGACGGGACACAGAGAGGAAAGACAGCAUGAAGGUGACAGCCCUCAUCCUUUGGUGCUGCCUGGUCUGUUGGGGGCAGGCAAAGCCUCUCUUUCCAGAAGAGGAGAAGAAUCCAUCAUUUUGGAAUGACUGGGCACAGCGCACACUGGCCCAAGCUCUGAACCGGCAGGAGCUCAACAAAAACAUUGCCAAGAACCUCAUCCUCUUCCUUGGUGAUGGUAUGGGUGUUGCCACGGUGACAGCAGCCCGCAUCCUGAAGGGCCAAAUGAAGGGAGGCCAUGGCGAGGAGAGUCUUCUCGAGAUGGACAAGUUCCCCUUCGUGGCUCUUUCCAAGACAUACAACACCGAUGCUCAGGUGCCUGACAGUGCUGGCACGGCUACAGCCUACCUCUGCGGCGUGAAGGCCAAUGAGGGCACGGUGGGGGUGAGCGCUGCAGCCCUGCGAGGCCAGUGCAACACUACGAGUGGGAAUGAAGUCACUUCCAUCCUCAAAUGGGCCAAGGAUGCAGGCAAGUCAGUUGGUAUCGUGACCACAACACGGGUAAAUCACGCCACGCCAAGCGCAGCGUACGCCCACUGUGUAGACCGUGACUGGUACUCGGAUGCGGAGAUGCCCGAAACAGCCCUACGGGGAGGCUGCAAGGACAUCGCCAGGCAGCUGUUUGAGAACAUUCCGGAUAUCAACGUGAUUAUGGGCGGCGGCCGAAAGUACAUGUACCCACAAAACACCACAGAUGUGGAGUACCCUAACGUGCAGAAAGACCGUGGUGUCCGCAAGGAUGGUCGGAACCUGCUGGAGGACUGGCGGCAGAGGAUGAGUAACAAGAGGAGUGCUUAUGUGUGGAACCGGAAUGAUCUGUUAGCACUAAAUCCAGGCAAUGUGGACUACUUACUGGGCCUCUUUGAGCCAGGAGAUCUGCCAUAUGACUUGGACCGGAACAGGACAUCGGAUCCCUCUCUGACUGAGAUGGUGAAUGUGGCCAUUGGAAUCCUGCAAAAUAAUCCCAAAGGGUUCUACCUCCUGGUGGAAGGGGGGCGCAUCGAUUACGGGCACCAUGAGGGCAGAGCCAAGCAGGCUCUGCACGAGGCGGUGGAGAUGGACCACGCCAUUGGGCAGGCGGGCAGCUUGACCAGUGAGGAUGACACCCUCACCGUGGUGACGGCAGACCACUCUCACGUCUUCAGUUUCGGCGGCUACACACUACGGGGGAAUUCCAUCUUCGGUCUUGCACCCAAAGUGAGUGAUAUGGACCACAAACCCUACACCUCCAUCUUGUAUGCAAAUGGUCCAGGGUACAAAGUCGUUGAUGGCAUGCGUGAGAACAUCACCACCGUCAACUACACUGAGAACAACUACCAGGCACAAGCGGCGGUUCCCCUGAACAUGGAGACCCACGGUGGAGAAGACGUGGCUAUUUUCUCCAAGGGUCCAAUGGCCCACCUGCUGCACGGUGUCCAGGAGCAGAACUACAUUCCUCAUGCCAUGGCCUACGCUGCCUGCAUCGGAGAGAACACUAAGCACUGCCAGUCCUCCGGGAGCUACACCUCAGACUUCCGCUCCGCCUGGCUGGCCCUGUUGACCUCAUUGGCCCUAAGCCGACUCCUUUGCUGACCCCUACGUCACACCACACCCUUUCUACUCUGUACCCCACACAACAAUCCCUCCCAAAAGGUGGAGUUGUCAUCUUUAUAUUUGACUGUGGUAUUUUUUUUUAAGAGCUGUAGGUAAAAUCUGAGAAGGUGGAAUCGAAGUGGUGGAAGCCAAUCGAAGAAAAAUGUAUGAAAUGUUGGGCAGGUCAGAUAUGCUGGAGUGAUGUUGUCCUCUUUAUUAAUGCUAAACAAAAGAAAGGGAAACAGCCGGAAUCUGAAUAGAAAAGCUCAAAUGUCUUUUAAGACUUAUCAAUAAAGGAAUUUUUACCAAGAGUU